This is a messenger RNA of Metopolophium dirhodum (rose-grain aphid), 1154 nucleotides long. RefSeq lists its product as uncharacterized. The record is from RefSeq and is a predicted model, not a curated record. The transcript is spliced from 12 exons. NCBI's taxonomy places the organism in Eukaryota, Metazoa, Arthropoda, Insecta, Hemiptera, Aphididae. Bases 1 to 1107 code for a protein of 368 amino acids.
AUGCCGACAUUGUAUACACUUCUUAUUUCACAGACUAGUACAGCACAGAAAGAAUUAAAAAACAGUCUGUGGACACUCAUACAUUUGUAUGAGCCUCCAAAUGCAAAGACUCCGGAUUUAAUUCCAAAUGUAUGGAUAAUCGAUGACAACACAUGUUGGUAUCCUAUGUCGUUUCGGUUAUCAAAGAUAAAAUCUCUUGCUAAAGAAAAAUCAAAACCAAAUAAAAAUGAUUGGGAAAAAUUUAAAAUCAAAAUAGUUGAGAAAAACAUAGAUAAUUAUGAUUACGGUGUAAAACUUAUGUAUAAAUUAUUGAAAAACAAAAAUAAAAAUAAUUUACACUCUGAUGCUGAAUUAAAGGGACGUGGAAUGAGAAAAAAAUUACAAUAUAAUGAAGAUAAUAACAUUCAAGAAAAUCAUGAUUCUGAAAAUAAUGCUGUAUGUGCAGAAAAAACAAGCACUCCCCACCAAAGCAUUAAGUUAGGUAGUACCACACCUGCAGGAGAAUCAUCAUCAUCAGCAUCAAAAGUGGAAUUGGAAAAUAUGUCAUAUUCUUAUGUCAUUGAUAAUGGAUUUUCUGCAAAUACAAGUACAUCAUCAGCUGUUAAUCAUCUAUUAAUAGAUGCAGCAGAUAUAAAUACUCUCAAUAGUGCAGUAUAUAACAACUAUGAUUCAGUCCUCAUAAAGGCUUCAACACUUAAAAAUAAUACAUUCAAUCAAGAAAAAACUGAUGAUAUAUUAUCAACUUUUCCAAUUAAUGAUGAAGAAAAGCUUUUGGCUAUAGAAUCAAAGCUGACAUCUUAUGACCUUGGAUAUUUGGAUAAACAGGUAUCAGCAUUUAUGUUUGCUUCUGAAGGUAAAUCGAUUUCCAAAGUAACCAACAGCUUACUAAGGACAAUAUUUACUGAUACAUUUGCAUCUGACUACAGCUGGAAAGGGCAAAAAAAAAAAAAGAAAUUGGAAAAUUAUAAAAUUUUCAAAGUUAUUAUAAACUGUGUGGGGAAAAAGUUUCCUAAUUCUGCUGAACAUUAUAAGAUGGAUGUCAUUGCAAGUGUCAUGAAUUGGUUUGCACAAGCACCUACCAGAACUCUUAGACGAAAAAAGAAAUAAAAAGUCUGCAGAAAACAUACCACCAGGACAAUCAUCGCCAUUAUUAG